AUGGCGCCCAUCGCCACUUCGGAGCUGUCCGACGUGAGUCGCCUGGCGGCCCUAACCGCCGACUUCGACGACAACCUCACUUUCUAUCUUAACGGAACUCGAGUUGUUCUUGAGGAUGUUGACCCUGAGAUCACGCUCCUCGACUAUUUGCGGGGAAUCGGCUUAACCGGCACAAAACUUCAGUGUGGUUUCUGCACGCCCGGUAUCGUCAUGAGCUUGUAUGCUCUGCUCCGGAACCAUCCCGACCCCUCCCAACAUGAUAUUGAGGAGGCCUUCGACGGGAACCUGUGCCGAUGCACCGGAUAUAGACCCAUCCUUGACGCAGCCCAAAGCUUCACCGCGACGAGCAGCCCGUGCGGCAAGGCCACAGCGAAUGGAGGUAGCGGAUGCUGUAUGGAACAGCCGGGCGGCGGCGGCUGCUGCAAGGGCAAGGACCUGCCGGACCAGGGCCCUCUGAAAACGUUUACGCGGCCCGAUUUUAUAAAGUACGACCGCGACACCGAGCUCAUCUUCCCUCCUCACUUGAAAAAGUACCAGAUGAAGCCCUUGGCGUUUGGCAACAAAAGGAAGCGCUGGUGCAGGCCCGUUACCAUCGACGAGCUGCUUCAGAUCAAGAGCGCGUACCCGGCAGCCAAGAUUAUUGGCGGAAGCACCGAAACGCAAAUUGAGAUCAAGUUCAAGGCACUUCAAUACCCCGUGUCCAUAUACGUGGGCGAUAUUCCCGAGCUACGCCAAUAUCGGUUUAAUGACGACCACCUCGAAAUUGGUGGCAACAUCGCCCUUACCGAUCUCGAGGAGAUUUCCCUUGAGGCUGUGAAGCAUUACGGAAAAGCAAAAGCCCAGGUCUUUGAAGCUAUCAAUAAGCAACUCAAGUUCUUUGCUGGAAGGCAAAUCCGCAACGUCGGCACCCCGGCUGGAAACCUAGUCACCGCAUCCCCCAUCUCCGAUCUCAAUCCCGUCUUGCGGGCGGCCAACGCGACGGACCUCUCUUCCCCCGACGCCAUCAUCGCCUCCAUUCGGAUUCCGCUCAACCAGGAGCAAGGGGAAUUCUUCCGUGCGUACAAGCAGGCCAAGAGGAAGGAUGACGACAUCGCUAUCGUCACGGCUGCUCUUCGAGUACGGCUUGACGAGGACGGCAUCGUCGAGGACUGCGACCUAAUCUAUGGAGGUAUGGCGGCCAUGACCGUGGCGGCGAAGUCGGCCCAAGAGUACCUGGUGGGGAGGAAACUUGCCGAGCUCGAAACCUUGGAGGGAACCAUGAGUGCUUUGGAGUCUGACUUCAAUCUCCCAUUUGGUGUACCCGGAGGCAUGGCGUCAUACCGAAAGGCGCUAGCGAUGGGCUUCUUCUAUCGAUUUUACCACGAUAUCCUAGGCGAACUUGAAGCCAAGGUCAAGGGCGGUGUCGACACGGAAGUUGUCGAGGAACUCGAAAGAGAGAUCUCCUUUGGCGCAGUGGACGAGCUCACUGCUGCAGACUACGAGCAAGAGGUUGUUGGCAAAAAGAACCCUCAUCUCGCGGCGCUGAAGCAGACGACGGGCGAGGCGCAGUACACGGAUGAUAUCCCACCCUCAGAAACGAGCUCCUUGGAUAUCCCGGGUGUUAUCGAUUACGUUGACAAGGAUGAUCUUCCGAAUGCCAGGGCGAACCGAUGGGGAGCGCCCAACUUUGACGAGGUCUUUUUCGCGGAGGAAUACGUCUAUACUGCCGGCCAGCCCAUCGCGAUGGUGCUCGCGACGACUCCGCAAAAGGCCCAGGAAGCCGCAAGGGCGGUCAAGGUGGAGUACGAAGAGCUGCCCGCCAUUCUGUCGAUUGAAGAGGCGAUUGAGAAGAAUAGCUUGUACGACUACGAGAGGUACAUCAAGAAGGGGAAUGCGGAAGAGGCACUCAAGAAGUGCGACUACACUUUUAGCGGCACGGCGAGGAUGGGUGGCCAGGAGCACUUUUAUUUAGAGACCCAGGCGUGCUUGGUGAUCCCGAAACCAGAGGAUGGCGAACUCGAGGUCUUUUCUAGUACCCAAAACGCCAACGAGACGCAAGUCUUUGUUUCUCAAGUUUGUGGGGUCCAGUGCAACAAGGUCGUUGUCCGGAUCAAGAGACUCGGGGGUGGCUUUGGGGGCAAGGAGACUCGGUCAGUUCCCCUCAGCGCGACGGUAGCCCUGGCGGCCAAGAAGACGAAGCGGCCCGUCCGGUGCAUGCUUAGUCGAGAGGAGGACAUGGUUACGUCGGGCCAGAGGCACCCGUUUUACGCUCGCUGGACAGUGGGUGUGAACAAGGACUACAAGAUUCAGGCACUCGUGACAGAUAUUUACAACAAUGCCGGGUGGUCAUCCGAUCUAAGCAUGGCAGUCUGCGAGCGAGCCAUGACGCACUCGGACGGAUGCUACCUUAUCCCGAACGUCCACGUCCGCGGGCACCUGUGCCGGACAAAUACCAUGUCUAACACGGCCUUCCGUGGGUUUGGCGGGCCGCAGGGCAUGUUCAUCGCCGAGACGUACAUGGAAGAGAUUGCAGACCGCUUGGGUAUACCUGUGGAGAAGUUCCGCGCUAUCAACUUUUAUCAAAGGGACGACGUCACGCACUUCAACCAAACCAUCAAGGACUGGCAUGUUCCCUUGAUGUAUCAGCAGGUUUUGGACGAGUCGCAGUACGAGAAGAGACGACUGGCCGUGACUGACUUCAACAAGAAGGCCAAGUGGCGGAAGCGUGGACUAGCACUUAUCCCUACCAAGUUCGGUAUCUCGUUUACGGCUCUCUUCCUGAACCAGGCGGGUGCUCUAGUACAUAUCUAUCACGACGGAUCCAUCCUGGUUGCUCACGGUGGUAUCGAGAUGGGCCAGGGUCUGCACACAAAGAUGACACAGAUUGCCGCUCAAGCGCUCGAGGUUCCGUUGGAUACCGUCUUCAUCUCGGAGACGGCCACAAAUACGGUGGCUAACGCCUCGUCCACGGCAGCGUCUGCAUCAUCAGAUCUGAACGGCUACGCCAUAUUUAACGCCUGCGAGCAGCUGAACGAGAGGCUUGCGCCUUACCGGAAGAAGCUGGGCCCGGGGGCAACGAUGAAGGAGUUGGCCCAUGCUGCCUACUUUGACCGGGUCAACCUUUCGGCGCAAGGGUUUUACAAGACACCCGAGAUCGGGUACGUCUGGGGUGAGAACAAGGGCAAAAUGUUUUUCUACUUCACACAGGGCGUGACGGCGGCCGAGGUGGAAAUCGACACGCUGACGGGGCGUCGGCCUCUUCACGAUGGAGGAGUCGCUCUGGCUGCGCGGGGGCCGAUGGCCGGCAACCUCUUCACUCGCGGGCCCGGCACGUACAAGAUCCCCGGAUUCCGAGACAUACCGCAAGAGUUCAACGUCAGCCUCCUCAAGGGCGUGGAAUGGGAGGAGCUGAGGACGAUCCAACGAUCCAGGGGCGUGGGCGAGCCUCCGCUCUUUAUGGGCAGCGCCGUCUUCUUCGCGAUCCGCGACGCGCUCAAGGCGGCACGGGCACAGUACGGCGUCGUGCCCGCGACGGUCCGGGAUGCCGGUUGGGCGAACCAAACCGACGGCGAGGGCCGCGGUGUCAUCCGCAUCGAAGAAGGCGACGGGCUCCUAAAGCUUAGGAGCCCGGCGACGCCCGAAAGGAUCCGGCUCGCGUGCGAGGAUCCGAUUAUGAGGAGGACGAGGGUGACGCCCAAGGAUGGGGAACAGGCGUUUUUCGUGGAGAUUUAA
This is a messenger RNA of Parascedosporium putredinis, 3711 nucleotides long. Lineage: Eukaryota; Fungi; Ascomycota; Sordariomycetes; Microascales; Microascaceae. The record is from the annotation of a GenBank genome assembly.